Phytophthora nicotianae INRA-310 is the source of this 1201-nucleotide messenger RNA. Its product is annotated as chlorophyll synthesis pathway protein BchC. NCBI's taxonomy places the organism in Eukaryota, Oomycota, Peronosporomycetes, Peronosporales, Peronosporaceae. The coding region runs from base 54 to 1133 and encodes 359 amino acids. The transcript has a single exon. Gene Ontology annotation, biological process: D-sorbitol catabolic process. The record is from RefSeq and is a predicted model, not a curated record. Gene Ontology annotation, molecular function: L-iditol 2-dehydrogenase (NAD+) activity; zinc ion binding.
CAGUUUUGUAUUCUUCAUCCAAAGCUCAAGACUCCAAGCAGCCUUCAACCACAAUGCAGAACUCAUGUGCCCCCGUGCAGAACCUCUCGUUCGUCCUCGAAAAGGGUGGCGCAGUCAAGUUUGAAGACCGUCCUGUGCCGGAGAUUGUGGACCCCCACGACGUGAUCGUCAACGUCCGCUACACGGGAAUUUGUGGAAGUGAUGUGCACUACUGCACGCACGGCUGUAUUGGCAAGUACGUGGUGGACAAGCCCAUGGUUCUAGGACACGAGUCUGCAGGUGUCGUGCAUGCCGUGGGAUCCGCCGUCAAGUCUCUCAAGGUGGGCGACGAAGUGGCCAUGGAACCCGGAGUUCCGUGCCGCCGAUGUGCGCGUUGCCGUGAGGGUAACUACAACCUGUGCCCGGACAUGGCAUUCGCAGCCACGCCCCCGUACGACGGCACUCUGACCAAGUACUACCGCAUCCCCGAGGAUUUCUGCUACAAGCUGCCGUCCAACGUCAGUAUGCAGGAAGGAGCGAUGCUAGAACCCACGGCUGUGGCUGUGCACUUCUGCCGUCUGGCUAAAGUGACCCCGGGCCACAAGGUCGUGGUGUUUGGUGUCGGCCCCGUGGGUCUGUUGACUUGCAAAGUGGCCCGACACGUGUUCGGUGCCACGACGGUCGUCGGCGUGGACGUCAACGAGAAGCGUCUCGCGGUUGCCAUGGAGCACGGCGCAACGCACGUGUUCCAGGGACGACCGGGUACGACGCCUCAGGAGACUGCUGAGCAGAUUAUUGCAGAGUGCGGACUGGGCGACGGCGCCGACAUCGUGAUCGACGCGAGUGGAGCUGAGUCCUGCAUCCAGACGGCAGUCUACGUUGCACGCAACGGUGGCACGUUCACACAGGGAGGUAUGGGCAAGACGGACAUCAUGUUCCCGAUUGGCAUCAUGUGUGGCAAGGAGCUGCGUGUUACUGGCAGCUUCCGCUACUCCGCAGGUGACUACCAACUGGCGCUGGACAUGGUUGCAAGUGGAAGGCUAGGCGUCAAGGAGCUUAUCUCGAAGACUGUGCCGUUUGAGGAAGCCAAGGAGGCGUUCGACAACGUCAAGCGCGGGAAUGGCAUCAAGUGGCUCAUUGAAGGACCCAACUAAGUGCUAGUAGUUGUACCGGAUGAAGAUUAUGAACCCCCUUUAUAAAACAGUAUUUCUUUAACCCCAAA